Bubalus bubalis (water buffalo) is the source of this 3469-nucleotide messenger RNA. RefSeq lists its product as uncharacterized. The transcript has 2 exons. NCBI's taxonomy places the organism in Eukaryota, Metazoa, Chordata, Mammalia, Artiodactyla, Bovidae. The record is from RefSeq and is a predicted model, not a curated record. The coding region runs from base 1621 to 2784 and encodes 387 amino acids.
UGGAUUUCCCCUUCUCCUCCCCUCCUGUUGGAAGCCUCGGGUCAGCACCUCUGUGCGGCCACUCGCACCCGGGACGCGGAAGCUCGGCGGCAGCUACUGGUGACGGCCGCAGCGACACAGCUGGACGUGAGCCGUCCUAGAAGAGCCGAGGAGACGCCACUUCUACCCGCUGCGCUCCACCAAGGCUGCAGCUGAGCUGGGAACGGCAACGGGUGGUGCAGGCCCCGAAACCAAGCUCCUCCCGUGAGAAGGUGGACGGUCCCGAGGAGCCUGCUCAGCAGGUGUUCAGAGGGACGGGAGGAAGCGCAGAGAGACGAGGCAGAGACAAGCGAUCUGUAGAGAAGACGAGGGAACCGGGCGUAAAAAGGAACGAAACGAUGCUGUUUGUAGCAACGAGACCAUCACAGGAAGCGAAGGAAAUCAGACGGAGGGGAGAACUAUCGCUCGGUGCCACUUACAUGCGGAAUAAAAAACAACACAGAGGAACUCAUUUACAAAACAGAAACAGAUCCGCAGAUGCGGAAAACAAACAGGAUUGCCAAAAGGGAAGGGAGGGAGGGAUAAAUUAGAAGCUUGGGAUUAACACAUGGGCACUACUGGAUAUAAAAUAAUCAACAAGGACCCACUGUAUAACACAGGAAACUAUAGUCAGUAUCGUGUAACAGUCUGUAAGAGGAAAGACUCUGGAAAUAGAUACACGUUGGCAUGUAUAACUGAGUGAUUUGCUGUACGGCUGAAACUAACACAGCAUUAUGCAUCAGCUGCACUUCGAUUUAGAAAGCAGACGGUGGGCGGCUGGCCUCUGACAGCGCAGAGCGGGUGCUGCACGGGGGCGGCCUCACAGAGGACAGGCAGUGCCCGAGGAGAGCUCCCAGUCAGCGCUGGGUCCUGGACGCCCGAGGCUUUGCUCCGUGGAACGUCCGUGGGCCGUGAGUUGUGGGCAGAAUGACAGCCCCGAGGAGACCAACUCUCCAACCCUGAACCUGUGGCUCUGGGACCUCACCCGGCAAAGUGGGGUUUGCAGAUGUAGUUAGGUCAAGGCCCCUGAGGUGGAGACAUCGUCCCGGAUUAUCUAGAAGGGCCCAUUGCAAUCAAAAGGGUCCCUAUAAGCGAUGGGGAGGGUUAGAGUGAAAGGAAAAGUGCAGUGUUGGACGUGAGAAGGCGGAAGGACAUCAGGGUCUGUGAGCCAAGGAGUGUAGGCAACCUUCAGAAGCUGGAAAAGCAAGGCCUGCUGAUAACAAGUGCGACUCCACGCGGGAGGCUCCGUCCUAACAGGAGUGGUCAGCGCUGCCCCGGAGACGAACACAGGACAGGACAUAACCCUCAGGAUCUGAAUUCCCACAACGACUCCCGCGCCCCCAGCCCCCGCCCCACCCCACCAGUGGUUGCUGCUGUUGUGAGCGCUGACAGAUACGCUUUCACUUUCUCAUUUGGAAACAGUAACCAGAGGAGGCUACUGAAUAAUCCAGUCGCAUCCGCGAAUCAGCGCUUGACGGGCUCCGGGCCAGAUGCCCCUCACUCCGGGGUUUGCAAGGACAUCUCAUCCUUUGUCUCCAUGGAGUGCAGCCUGCGAGCCCAGCUCUGUACAGAGGUGCAGGACUUAGAGCCCUGGGAUUUUAAAUGGUGGCAAAGACUUCACAGCUUUUACCUCUCUGCCUGUUUGUUCUAUUAUUCGUCCUGGUCACACGUUUUGAUGGUGAAGGCAUAGAGAGCAGAGCCAACCCCAAUUAUAAUUGGGUCCCGGUGGGAAAACACGCCCGUCACUGUGCUCUGCUUCAUAACGAGGAUUUCAUUAACAGGUUUGGGAAUCCUGAAGCCUGUCUGGUGGAAACCAAGCCAGAGAGCCCCUCCCGCCAAAUCACUGUUUUCCUGCGGUCUGGCGGGCGGGCUGUAUUGCAAAGAGCCACACCCUUCCUCUUCCCUAGUCUGCGCCCCCGCCUCCCCCCACAUCCUUGUCUGCCCCUAGAUAGAUGCUUGAGUAGGGUCAACCCAGCCGCCCUGGGCGAGUUGGUAAGAUCCACUCCUUCAGCACCCAGGGGAGAGGGAGGCUCUGCAGAAAACAGGCUUUGUUCUUUUAACAAAAAGCAGCAGCAAAGAAUCAGUCAUGAGACUGUCCGGACAACACCCCACCUCCCAGCGCCUUCCUCCUGGAACCCGCUCACCCUCAGCCCAGAACCACAGCCCAGAUCCACAGUCGAGCAGGCUUCCAGGAGCCCGCUCACCCUCAGCUCAGACCCUCAGCUCAGACUCACAGCAGAGGAGGCCUGCCACCCUCUACAGACCUAUAGCGGAGCAGGCUUUCUGGAGCCUGCUCACCCUCAGCUCAGACCCACAGCGGAGCAAGCAUCCUGGAGCCCAGUCAAGCUCAGCUCAGACCCUCAGCUCAGAUCCACAGUGGAGCAAGCCUCCUGGAGCCCGCUCACCCUCAGCCCAGAUCCACAGCUCAGACUCACAGCAGAGGAGGCCUGCCACCCUCCACAGACCUAUAGCAGAGCAGGCCUCCUGGAGCUCAUGCACCCUCAGCCCAGAACCACAGCCCCGACCCACAGCGGAGCAGGUCUGGAGCCCACUCACCCUCAACUCAGACCCACAGCAGAGCAGGUCUGGAGCCCACUCACCCUCAGCUCAGACCCACAGUGGAGCAGGCCUGGAGCCCGCUCAUACUCAGCCUGGAUUCACAGUGGAGCAGACCUCCUGGAGCCUGCUCACCCUCAGCCUGGAUUGACAGCAGAGCAGAAGACUUCUUGCCCUAAAGCUGGCCUCAGCUGCCAAACACGACGUUAGGACCAAGAGCACAGACAUACAGGUGCUUCUAAAGCCAGCUUUUGCUCUUGGAAGAAACCUUCUCUCAUGCCAUAUAAAGUACUCAAGAUGGUUCCGGAAAACAGGCUUCAAGAGUUCAGCCGUGCCCCGAGAGGGGAGCCUUCCAUCUCCGAGGCCCAUUGCCAACAGCGAGCAGACUCUGCCGUGGCCCUCUCGUCCACCAAAGGCAAGCUGGGCCUCCCAGCCGCUCAGACUUGUUCGGCUUGUUCCCUCGUUGAGCCAACAGUGCAUCAAUGUGAGCCAUUAAACUGUGCAUCACUCUUCGUGGCUGGCUGACUGUCCGUCCCCCCCUCCCUCCGUCCAUCCAACCAGCGCGUCACCCAUUUUCCCGUCCAUCCCUUCCUCCUUCUCUGCAUCUUUCUCCCCCUCCCCACCCUGCCACGUUCUUCCAUCACCCCUCCCUCCAUCCUUCGGUCUGUCCAUACAUCCAUCUGUCCAUCCAUCCUCUCCAUUAGUCCAGUAAAAACUCAAGCCAGCCUGCCAGUGUUGCUAGAACUGUUCAGACACUUGGAGGGAGGCAGAGAAAGAAGAUAACAAAACAGGGCAGAGAAAAGAAAAAUGGAAGAAGAAAUAAAGAAAAGAUAAGUGAAUUUACUCCAAUUAUUUUAUUAGAAAUUUUAUUAUGAUGCAUAGCAUAGCAGUAAAA